GGACGAGGAGCUACACACAAUAUAUUGACAUCUUGUAUUGAAAACUUACAGAUUUUAAGGAUAGACAGAGUGGCAGAAUUGAUGGAAUAAUGAGGGCGCAUUUACGGAACCCGACUUUCUUCAGAUUUCCUACCGCAUGUUUUUUAGUUAUUUUUCUUGCCAUUUCUAAUGUGCAUUCGGCUGUUUUUUAUGGACAAAUUGAGGAAGGCGCACCUCCUGGAACUGUUGUCGCUGGGUUUCUUUUUCCUCUGGGAGACAAAUGCAAUGAAUUAAACAUGGUUGGAUUUAAAACACUUUUAACAGGGGAUGACUCGUCGGAUUUUUCACUUGAAUAUCUGAACAACUCGGGAUUCGUUUUAAAAACCACCAAAACUUUUGACAGGGAUUCCAACUCGAGCUAUACAGUGAGCGCGCGCUUGCCGCGCUGCAAUAUAACAGCCGAAGAAGUGACAGUUAAGAUCGAGAUACUUGAUCAAAACACCGAUAAGCGACAUUUUAACGCAACAGCUGACAGGAUAGAGAUUCUUACCGAUGCUGAAAGCCGAGUUAGGAAGCCAAGAACCAUUUCUGAAGAAGUAACCUAUACCAUUACAGUUUCUGAAGAUGUCAAAGUCGGAGGCUUGAUCUUUACGGUACCGGACCAGAAGUUCGAGAAGAAAUGGUUCGAGGUGGUUUCGGACGGGAACUCACCGGUCCAGAUAGAAAGAGACUCCGGACGCGUGUACUUGGCGUUUCGUUUGAUGUCAACAGCCGAGGUCAUGGUCAAAAUCCACAACAUGAGAGGUGAUGAAUGGUACCUGUGCUGGCUGACUCUGACCCUCCCCAACCUGUCAGAUGUGCAGUGGGCCAUGUUCCCCUACCCCUACCUGGCAGCUGUAGGUCCUGACACUGGUGCUGGCUCUGUUGUCUACAAGCUCGUGGUCCAAAGUGGAGAUGACUACGCGGGAACAGCUCACUUCUUUUUAGUUGAUGGUGGAGAAGAUUCAUUUGAAGUGGACAGAGCAACAGGAGAAGUGAAGACCACAGGGCGACCUCUGACCCCCAGUAAGGAGUACACACUGACCGUCCAGGCUGUGGACUCGCAGGGCAGGAGGGGUCCGCAUGCCUCUGUGUUCAUACUAGCUGGCUUUCGGCCCCCUCAGUUCACCAACACCACCUAUACGAUCUACAACCCAGAGAGCAUUGGGGUGGGCCAAGCGGUGGCGGUGGUCCAGGCUAUUUCUUUCCAGAGGAAGACUCUGUCUUAUAUGCUGCUGGUGAACCCAAGCAACCUGUUCAGCAUAAACCGAGAGAGUGGUGCACUCAGCCUGACACGCACUGUGGACUUUGAGAGUGGACAACAUCUCCAUCACCUGCAAGUCAGAGUUUCCGAACCAGAUACAGGACUGAGCAACAUGGCAGAAGUGGUGGUUCACAUCACAGAUGAGAAUGACUGCACACCAGAAUUUAUGCACUCCAUUUACAGUCGAGACAAUGUCCCUGAGACCACCCCUACUGGCACAUCCUUACUGCAGGUUCUGGCACGGGACUGUGAUAUGGGCCUGAAUGCAGAACUGUCCUACUUCAUCCAGAGUGUGGACUUUGACAUCUCAUCUCAGGGAGUGGUGAGCCCCAGUCAGAGGCUGGACUAUGAAAGACCCAACCACAUGUACGAGUGCACGGUGGUGGCCGUGGACAAGGGAGCGCCCCCUCGCACAGGCACAGCCUCCAUCCGAAUCCGCAUGGCCAACGUCAACGAUGAAGCCCCCGUCUUUUCACAAACUAUAUAUAAAACCUUUCUUUCAGAAGAUGCUGGCCCGGAAACGCUAGUGGCCAUUGUGCACGCCAAAGACCCAGACGGGGAUAGCGUAACGUAUGCCAUCACUGGGGGUAACGAAGACAGCAAUUUUGAGCUGGACAACCAGAAGGGCAUCAUCAAACUGCGGCGUAGUCCUCCUCCUAAACUGCGCGGGCCUCAGUAUGUCCUCAAUGUCACGGCGACUGAUGACAAUGCAGCCAGUGGGCCACUCCCCCUUAGCAGCUCCGCCCAGGUCAUCGUUGGUAUCAAUGACAUCAACAACAACAAGCCAGUAUUUGAUGAGUGUCAUAACUACAGCGUGAAUGCACUGGUCCUGGAGAAUCAGCCCCCGGGGACUUUUGUUCUGCGCAUGCAGGCUCACGACGCCGACACUGGGGUCAAUGGGGAGGUCAAGUACGGGAUAAUGCAGAGGGACGGGGCCUCACCCGGGUUCACUAUCAACCCUGACACAGGUUUGAUCAGUACGGCGGUAAGUUUUGAUCGAGAGAGGCAGCGAGAGUAUACACUCUCGGUCACGGCUACGGAUGAAGCACAGGAGCCCCUCAUCGGCAUCUGUCAGAUCACUGUCCUCAUCGCUGACCAGAACGACAACGACCCCAAGUUUGAGAACAGCCGCUACCAAUACCUGGUCAAACUGACGCCAAUGAUAGCUACAGUGUACAAGGCAGCACACUUUUCUUAUGUUAAUCCUAAACAGACAUCACGGAUCAGCCAGCAGAUCAUCGCUACAGACGGAGGGAGUCGGAGCAGCUCGGUCGACCUCACUGUCAUCAUCACCAAUGUGCACAACCAGCCCCCGCAGUGGGAACAUGCAGAAUAUUGGGUCACGAUCCCGGAGAACACACCGCGCGACACCAAAAUAGUGACCAUCAAGGCGACGUCCCCUCUUGGUGACCCCAGGGUGACUUACAACUUGGAGGAGGGUCAGGUUCCUGAGACCAACAUGCCCGUGCGCUUCUACAUCAAGCCUAACCGGAGGGACGGUUCUGCCUCUAUCCUGGUGGCAGAGAAUCUUGACUAUGAGACCACGCGUUUCUUUACGCUCCGAGUCCGUGUUCAGAAUGUGGCGGCUGUACCACUAGCUUCCUUCACCACUGUCUAUGUCAACAUCACAGAUGUAAACGACAAUGUUCCCUUUUUCAUGUCAUCCACAUAUGAGGCGACGGUCCCAGAGGGUGCGGAGAUUGGCACAUCAGUUGCUCAGGUCUCAGCAACUGACCUGGACUCUGGUCUCCAUGGAAUGAUUAACUACAUCAUUCUGAAGGAUCAAAGUGGGGACUCACAGUUCUUUAGCAUUAAUUCCUACACGGGCAUCAUCCACACCCGGGCCACCUUCGACCGUGAACAGAAAGGCUCCUACUUGAUCGAGGUCCAGUCUCAGGACAGCUCAGAGUCGGCCCGACCCGGUCAGCAGGGUCAACCCAACUCAGACACAGCCUACGUGAGGGUUUUUGUCACAGAUGUAAAUGACAAUGCUCCAGCCUUCUCUCAGCCUGUAUAUGAGAUCAGUGUGGAGGAAAACAAAGAAGUGGGCUUUAUGGUCAUUACCGUUACAGCUAACGAUGAAGAUGAAGGUGCCAAUGCCCAACUUCGGUACCAGAUUACCUCUGGGAACACCAUGGGCACAUUUGAUGUGGAGCCAGAGGUUGGCACGAUCUUCAUUGCCCAGCGGCUAGACUAUGAGCAGGUGCAGCGCUACGAGUUACGGCUGGUUGCGUCGGAUGGAAAAUGGGAAAACCAGACAAUGGUUGUCAUUAAUGUCCUCAACCAAAAUGAUGAGGCACCCCUUUUCACUCAGACUGAGUACCACGCCAGCAUCAUGGAGGAACUUACAGAGCUUCCUGUCCUUGUACUUCAGGUCUCAGCCACGGAUCCAGAUCAGGAGGCAGACCAGCGUGCGGUGCGGUAUUCUCUACACGGGCAGGGAGCUGGUAAUGAAUUCACCAUAGAUGAGAUGAAUGGUAGGAUCUUUGCCCAACGUCGUUUAGAUCGCGAGGUCCGCUCAGCCUGGCAAUUCCUGGUACUUGCCACUGAUGAGAAUGGGGCAGGUCUUACCGGGUUUGCUGAUGUUCUAGUCGAAGUGCAGGAUAUCAAUGACAACGCACCUGUCUUCCUGUGUGCAACAGACAACUGUUUUUUGGGUCACGUGCCUGAGAACUCCCCAGCGGACACUUCCAUAAUGGAGAUGCGGGCCACCGACCUAGAUGAUCCAAAAGCUGGGAAGAACGCUAUCCUUACCUACAGAAUUGUGCAGAAUGUGCACAAUGAGAUCAAUCUUAACCUCUUCUCCAUCAACCCAGCCACAGGCACUAUCUAUACUGUUUUGCGCUCUUUGGACAGGGAAGUGGUGGAUCGAUACCUGGUUGUGGUAGAAGCUCGUGAUGGAGGAGGACUUUCGGGGACAGGAACAGCCACCAUCAUAAUUUCCGACAUCAAUGACCAUCCUCCGGUGUUCACCCAGAGAGUCUACAUGGCCUCUAUGCCAGAAAACUUGGAUAUCAACAGCGAGGUAGUGGUAGUGGCUGCCACCGAUGGUGAUGAAGGUGAAAAUUCAGUCAUGACGUUCAGCAUCAUUGGUGGAGAUGAAGACCGCAAAUUCUUCAUUGAGACUGACAAGGUGAACCGCCAUGGCAUAGUGAGACUGAAGAAGAAGAUUGACUUUGAGAAACCACAUGAGCGCACAUUCAACCUGACGGUCAAAGUGGAGGAUGCUGACUUCUUUAGCCUGACCUACUGCAUCAUUCAGGUGGAAGACUCCAAUGACCACACUCCAGUCUUCUACCCACAGUUCUACGAAGCGGGAUCCAUGUUCGAGGACGUUCCAGUAGGCACCAUCGUGGCACAGGUGACAGCAGUGGAUCUGGACUCUGGACAAAAUGGAAGGUUCACGUACAGCAUCGCCCCAGAAUCCGACCCCUUUCAGCAGUUCCUGGUAGAUAAGAGUGGUUGGGUUGUGGUAGCUGACUCUCUGGACAGGGAGAAGGUGUUUCAACAUAGGCUUAUGAUCCUGGCCACAGACAUGGGCAGCCCUGCUCUGACUGGCUCUGCCAUCGUGCUAGUGACCGUACAAGAUGUCAAUGACAAUGGACCAGAGUUUGAGGCUCCAUAUCAGCCCAUUGUGUGGGAGAACACUAUUGCGCCACAGGUCGUUCACAUGAACGAUACAUCCAUUCUGUUGCAUGUUAUUGACAGAGACACGUCAUCCAACGGAGGGCCUUUUUCCAUCCAUCUGCUGAUGCUGACCUCUGUUGUUCCUAAUUUCAACUUGACUGAUCUGCGGAACGGCAGUGCCAUGAUAACCGCUCUCCGCAGCUUUGACCGGGAACAGCAGAAGCAGUAUCUUCUCCCCAUCCUGAUGAUUGACAGCGGCUCACCACCAAUGAGCUCCACCAGUACACUCACCGUCAUAAUUGGAGAUAAAAACGACCAUCCCCAUGCACCUGGACACAGCGAGUUCAUAGUGUACAACUUACAGGGUACACUCCCCAUGACGGUGCUUGGACAGGUUCAAUCCCCUGACCUUGAUGAUUGGAGCGAGAAGGUUUACAAGUUCGAAGGCAAACCCCCCAGGCAAUUCAGCCUGAACCAAAACACCGGUCAGCUGAGCAUCCGAGACGGAACACCAGCUGGAUUCUACAGCCUGCAGGUGAGGGUGGCAGAUAAGAGCUGGCCUGACGUCACCUCAUCAGCUGAGGUCAUGGUGAUGGAGCUGGAGGAGGAGGAGCUGAGGAAUGCUGGGUCAAUCAGACUGGCCAACCUGACUGCAAAUGAGUUUUUCCAAGCAUCAACGUAUGAGGAGAGCCGAUGCAUGCGUCUCCGCCGCCUCUUGUCCGAGCUCUUCCAGACUGAUAUGGAGAACGUUGAUAUCUUUAGCCUGGCCAGUGGCAGCCAGCCAAUGCAGCAUCACCUCAGCGUGUGGUUUGCCGCCCAUGGCUCGCCAUACUACAAGCCCGAGAAACUCCACGGCUACGUGGCAAUGCACAAAGCUAAGUUGGAGUCCGCUCUGGGUGUGACCAUUCUACAGGUGGGGGUGGACGAGUGCGCCUAUGCAGCCUGCGGUCAGACAGGUGGCUGCUCUAGCAAGGUGACAUUCAGUGACACCCCUAAAACACUGAACAACGGGAAUGUCUCUUUGGUGUCUGUCUCAGCCAAAGCGAGCGCUCAGUGUGGCUGCCUUGCUCGAGAGUGCGUUCACCUGCACUGCUCUUCAUACUCACAAAACCCUUGCCUGAAUGGAGGCACCUGUGUGGAUAGUGAACUAGGUUACAGGUGUAAAUGUCCCCCUAUGUUUGAUGGACCAGAAUGCCAGCAAACCAAGCACAGUUUCCUUGGCAAUGGUUAUGCUUGGUUCUCGCCCAUAAGGCCUUGCUUCCAGAGCCACAUCUCUCUGGAGUUCAUCACAGAGGCAGCCAAUGGCCUGCUGUUCUACAAUGGCCCAAUGAGAACACCUCAGCCUGGAGAAAAAGAGGACUUCAUUGCACUGGAACUGAAAAAUGGAGUUCCUGUGCUGAGUGUGAAUCACGGCUCGGGGACUCUAACACUGCAGCUGUCCGCGAGAGCCACUGUCACGGACCGCCGCUGGCAUCACUUCGUCAUCAUCAGCGAUGGCAAGACUGUCCAGAUGAUUCUGGACCACUGCUCUAGUGCCAUGGUGAACGAGGUGGAAGGCCUGGGAGUUGAGGUGUUUGAGACUGAUCAGUCGGUGUGCAAGGCCUCCGGAGAGACGCCAGGCAGUGAAAGGUUUUUGGAUGUCUACCAACCUCUCCAGUUGGGUGGGGUUAAAGAGACACACUCACUCCGUAGGUCACACCCCCAUUACAAAGGAUUUGUGGGAUGUGUGAGGAACCUGGUGGUGGAUAGUCAGGUGUACGACCUCGGCAGCGCAGCAGAGAGCGAGAACAGUGCCCCAGGAUGUGCCCUAACAGAUGGUGUGUGUCUGACCACUGGAGGACCCUCCUGUGGGGUCCAUGGGAAAUGUCUGGGGGAAUGGGGCUCCUUCAGCUGUGAUUGCCACCCUGGAUAUAGCGGACACAAGUGUGACAAAGCCCUUCCUGAGUGGUCGUUUGAGAAGGACAGUGUGCUGAGGUACCAGCUGAGAGGUGGAGGAAGUCCACGCAAAACCCAAGCGCACUUCCUGCUGAGAACCCGCUCCUCCAUGGGCAGCCUGCUCAGCAUGGCCUCACGUGACGCCAACGAGUUCAUUAUCCUGGAAAUAGUAGAUGGGUACCUCACUGUCCGUGCUAACCUUGGGGACGGCACUCACUCUCUGAAGUUAGCAGGUCAUCACGUGAACCACGGCCAGUGGGUCUUUGUCAGCCUUCAUCGCCAUGACAACAUCUUUACUCUGCGACUGGAGCAGGGUGGGGGUUCACGGGAGGUCACAGGGGUCCUGGGUCAGAAAAAGGAAAUAGUAGUUCACCCCUCCAGUGUGUUUCUGGGAAACAGCGCCACUCCAAACACACAGGGAGACUUUCAGGGCUGUAUGCGGGAUGUAAGACUGAACGGUCACUCUCUGCCGCUGGAUGGUCAGGGCACAGAGUUCAGUACUGUACUGAUGCGCCGUGGGGUCGUGCCCGGCUGCCACUCUGACACCUGCAGUGCCAAACCCUGCCUGAGUCCGCUGUACUGCGUCGACCUGUGGAGGAAACAUGAGUGCAGGUGUCCAGCCAAUCAGGUUGCAGUGGUGGAUGAGGUCACAGGUCUUUUGCAUUGCGCCCCGUCCCCCUGCGGCCCCACCACAUGUCGUAAUGGUGGCACCUGCCUGGCUCACUCCUCUAAGAGCUACCAGUGCCGCUGUCCAGAGGGCUUCAGAGGCCAGUGGUGUGAGAUCGGCCGGGUCAAAUCUCUCCAUCUCACAGCACUCAGUCCGAGCUCCAUCCUAGCCAUCAGCAUGUGUCUGCUCGUCUUUUUUGCCGUGCUUGUGGCGGUGACCGUAUGGAAUCAGAAGGGCAGUCGGAAUAAGUUCCGCAAGCGAGGUGUUUACCACAUCCCAGCGGAGCACGAGAGCUGGGAGGACAUCCGGGAGAACAUCCUCAACUACAACGAGGAGGGAGGAGGAGAGCAGGACCAGAAUGCCUAUGACAUCACUGAGCUGAAGAGGCCGCUGUGUUCCAGCUUGUCCCAGUCCUCCUCCUGUACCACAGCCCCACUCAUCAAGUCGUCCCAGGGCUCUCAGGAGGAGGUCCAUCCCUGCGGAAACAUCACCGUUGGAGCCACCCUUCCCUACCACCACAAUGCCAGCUGCAGCGGUCACUGCUCCAUGGACUUCAAGAGCUACGUGUCCCACAUCAUCUGGGAGGCUGACAAUGACAGCCUGGCAUUCCCCAUGGACACCUACCACGUGUACUGCAUCGAGGGAAUGGGCUCCAGUGCGGGCAGCCUCAGCUCGCUGGGAUCGGCCAUUUCAGAGGAGGCCUUCACCUACGACUCCCUGCGGCACUGGGGCUCCAAGUUUGAAGCCCUCAGCGAGCUUUAUCGAGGAUCGGAGCUGGCCGUCCCCUACAUGGACACGGUGCAAAGCCAAAGCCAGGAACAACAACAAUAACUGGACGACUUCAAGCCCAGCGUUUGUUUUUGUGUUAGUGUUUCAUAGCUUUUAUAGGGUUCCAGUUUGAACGCUACAAAAACGUGUCCUAAGAAAUGGUUUAUGUUCAUUUGUGAUAGUCACACAGCUUUAAGAGUGAGGAGCAGCUGAGGUUAGAGAAAUGUUUUGUUUUAUUUAUUGAGUAAAAUAUUAAAUGUAUUGUAUUUAUUUUUGCUCUGAUAGGGAACAAAGCCAGUGAAUCAUCAGGACUUCACCAUGAUGAACAUGGUAUAUGGUCACAUCCAGCGUGUCACAACUAAGGUGCGUUUCAGUAAGCACACGUGACUAACACUGUGUUCCAUUUGACUCCGAAAUUUCCAGCUUGCUUAGUGGAAAUGCACAUUAGAAUGCCACUUUAUGUAAGAUUUCCAUCUUAGAAGCUUGCGCGGAACUUUGAUUUUGCCAAAAUGUGAAUUCACACU
Molecule: messenger RNA, 8803 nt
Organism: Sinocyclocheilus grahami
Lineage: Eukaryota; Metazoa; Chordata; Actinopteri; Cypriniformes; Cyprinidae
Product: neural-cadherin-like
Exons: 32
Coding region: 90-8342 (2750 amino acids)
Biological process (GO): homophilic cell-cell adhesion
Cellular component (GO): plasma membrane; cell-cell junction
Molecular function (GO): calcium ion binding
Source: RefSeq, a predicted model, not a curated record